UGGAUAAAUGAGCCGCGGGCUCCCUCCCAGCCCUCCCAGCAGAAGCUGACAGACUGAGGCUGCCCUCCAUUGAGCUGGGACUGGAUUCGGGGACCUGUAGACUCAGCCAAGGCCACACUGGGGCCAAGGACUGGAGGCUGCACUCAACCAGGAAUUCUUAACCUCACGAGCCUGGGGAAAGCCAUGGCUUACUGCUCUGUCCCCACAAAAUGACACACACAGCGCUUGUCAUACAGUGUCGGGGUACAGCACCCCUAGACUGGGUGACAGCCUGGUCCCCUCCAGCGCUGCCCUUCUAGGAGCCAGAGAAGCCCUCCUCCGGCUCCACCCUAAGUGCUUCCUGCCGCUGCAGACAAACAGACCACAGUCUCAUGAGUCUGAUGCACAGCCAGGUCUUGGGAGGCCUGGCAGGAGAGGAAUCUUCUAGGGGUGGGAGCCCUGGCCAGGCCUGACUGCCAUAGGGGCCCCUGGGGCCCGUGCACACAUGUGGUGAGCUGUGAUGUUGGCCGGACAGGGCUGGGAUCCCAAGCAGGGGGCUCGGGGUCAGGAUGCACGCAAUCAGCGCCUUAGACACCCGGGGAGGUGCGGAACCAGAGCGUGGGCAUGGAAGUGGCAGGGAGAGCAGGGUCAGGGCUGGUGGGGGACUAGGAAUGUCCCCUUGCUGAGCAGGGCAGGGUAGGUUCUGUCCAUUUGCCAAGAUCAGCCCUGGAGCCGAGUUGGAGGUCUUGUCCCUUGGCACUCGAACAUUCAAUAUCUCUCCUAAGUAGUUCCUCCUCUAGACUCUGGGCGCUCCAUAUGCCUGGCUUCUAUUUGGGGUGCCUCCUUCUCCAGGCUGCAUGGGGGGGAGCGGGGGGCGGGAGCGGAGGUGGGCUCGGCAGCCCCGGGUUAGUGCCCUGGGAUACAGUUUGCCCUCCUCUUCCAGCUGUCCUCUGACACCAGCCCAGCCGCCUCACAGAGUAGCCAUGAGAGCAGCCUACCUCUUCCUGCUAUUCCUGCCUGGCCUGCUGGCUCAGGGGCAAUAUGACCUGGACCCACUGCCGCCAUUCCCAGACCACGUCCAGUACACCCAUUACGGUGACCAGAUCGACAACCCGGACUACUAUGAUUACCAAGAGGCCACUCCUCGGCCCUCUGAGGAGCAGUUCCAGUUCCAGUCUCAGCAGCAAGUCCAGCAGGAAGUCAUCCCGGCGCCCACCUUCGAGCCAGGAAACGAGGAGACGGAGCCCACAGAGCCAGGGCCUCUGGACUGCCGCGAGGAGCAGUACCCGUGCACCCGCCUCUACUCCAUACACAAGCCCUGCAAACAGUGUCUGAACGAGGUCUGCUUCUAUAGCCUCCGCCGAAUGUACGUCAUCAACAGGGAGAUCUGUGUCCGCACAGUCUGCGCCCACGAGGAGCUGCUCCGAGCUGACCUGUGUCGGGACAAGUUCUCCAAAUGUGGGGUGAUGGCCAGCAGCGGCCUGUGCCAAUCCGUGGCGGCCUCCUGUGCUCGCAGCUGCGGGGGCUGCUAGGGUGCAGCCGGCACCCGAGCCCCGGCCCCUCCUCAGAUCCGGGGCCCUCGGGCCCUGCCUGACCUGGUGCUUUCCUUCCCGCCUGACAUUCCUUUUAUUCUGUCAAAAGUUAGUGGACUGCGGCCCAGGGGGUUGUCUCAGGCCCCUCCCCAGGCUGUGACCACCCCAGAGGCACAAUGGGGCUCCCCACUGCCCAGUCUUUACCCCCAGGUGGGGGGCAUCCGGGCCUCAGUGGGACUGGGCCUCCCAAGUGCCUUCUCCACCCCUGAGGUAGGCUGUGCCCCUCCCCCCAGCUGGUCUGCUUGGAUUUCCUACAGCCCCUGGGCCUAGACCACCUGUUUUAUACAAAAUUAAAAACAAAUUUUU
Messenger RNA from Myotis brandtii (Brandt's bat), 1877 nucleotides. RefSeq names its product microfibrillar-associated protein 2 (gene MFAP2). Gene Ontology annotation, biological process: embryonic eye morphogenesis. The record is from RefSeq and is a predicted model, not a curated record. NCBI's taxonomy places the organism in Eukaryota, Metazoa, Chordata, Mammalia, Chiroptera, Vespertilionidae. The coding region runs from base 837 to 1511 and encodes 224 amino acids. Gene Ontology annotation, cellular component: microfibril. The transcript has 8 exons.